CCACAAAUGUUAGUGCUUGUUCAAAAAUACACGUUUAAAAAUCUUACAAGUCUUGAAUUGCCUUGUAGCUUUUGGCUUAUAAGUCAAGACCCAUAAAGUUGGAAUUUUUGUCUUUUUACUUUACAAAUAAUUGUCUACAAAUAUUUUUUUAUUUUACUUAAAUAAUAUAAAAAUAUUAAAAAUUAUUGUAACUUAAAAUAAUGCAAUCAGGCUCAAAUCAUACCCAUGUUAUGACAUACUUAAAGACCAUAAAUAUUUUAACGAAAUCCUCCUUCCUGCUUAUUAAACUCCGUCUUUGGUCAAAUUGCUUCAUAUAAAUCAAAAUGGAAGUAAUAUAUAUUAUGAUGCCCCCAUAUGAAAUAAAACAAAAGAAGAAAGCAACAAAGUUGAAUAUUGUGCUAGCCUCCAUAACAAAAUAAAGUUGGACUUGGACCGUAUUAGAAUAUAUAUUAUUUUUCCAAAUAACUAGCUAGUAUGUAUUCACAUUCUUACAUAAAAAAGCAAGGGUAGUAAACCCUAAUAUCUUCUUCCUCCUUCUUAGCUAGCCAGCUUACUCCUUUUUCUCACCUCAUUUACUAAUUUGUAAUAACAUAGCUCCUAGCUAAGCUCUUUGGCUGAACUAAUGUUCUGUUAGAUCGACAUUCGAAGAGAUGAAAAGAUCAGGCUCCGAUGAAAGGGAAGAAAAAGACACUAGUAAUAUAUUCCCAAUAUACUCAUCAACUAGAUCUCAACAAGACAUGUCUACUAUGGUUUCUGCUCUCUCUCAAGUCAUUGGAAACUCUUCUUCUGCUGCUGCUCAUCAUUCCUCCACCACGUACGUUAAUCCACUAACCCUAAUUCCACAAUCCAGUACUUCACUUCAGCAAAACCAAUCUCAAUCGUCUAUUCAAGAUCAAGAGAAUUCGGGAAGAAGGCGAUAUAGAGGAGUUCGUCAAAGACCAUGGGGUAAAUGGGCCGCGGAAAUUCGCGACCCGAAAAAAGCAGCUAGAGUUUGGCUUGGUACUUUUGAAACUGCUGAAGGUGCAGCACUUGCUUAUGAUGAAGCUGCUCUUAGAUUCAAAGGCAACAAAGCUAAACUCAAUUUCCCUGAAAGAGUUCAAGGACAGUUUCAAUACCUUACUAGUGCUACUCCUCAUGCCACAUCAUCAAAUACUUUUUUCACCCAACAACAAAGUUACCCUGAUGUUCAUCACUAUGCUGAUUUGCUACUUCGUAGUGACAAUAAUAUUGAUUUGAAUUUCGACGUUUCACCAAGUACUUGCUAUCAGUAUUCAUCAUCAGGAUCGUCUUUUGAUGUUUCGCAAUCAUCUGUGGAGCAGCAACAAGUAAGUACUAAUUAUAAGUAUCGGCAAGACGAAGAAGAAGAGGAAGAAGAUUGUAUGAAAUUUACAGGAUCGCAAUUUGGAAAUUCUACUUCAACUCAUGGACCUGAUCAUGAAAGUAACUGGGAAGAUUAUGAACAUAGAAAGUAACUUUCAAUAUGCAUGAUUUUGUUGGUAUCAGAGCUCGAGUUUCACUGUCAUCCAUUACCAAAAUGAACUUUUACGUACGUGUUUGAAUUAUGAAAAAAGAAUCAGGCUGGCACGUUAUUCAUAUCAUUGAGAUGUGUUGUCUCAGUCUCUCUAUUUAGAUGAGAUAGAGAUUUUUUUCUUAUUUUAUGAUUUUAAUUUAAUUUUUAUGGUCUUUCAGUUUAUUGUAACAUUGUAGAGACUUCUAAUUCUUCGUUGCUUGUUAUGAACUAUAUAUAAGGGUGAAUUAAUGUAACGGUGUGAUUUUAUGUGAUUUGAGAUUAAUCUUCAA
Molecule: messenger RNA, 1800 nt
Organism: Solanum dulcamara
Lineage: Eukaryota; Viridiplantae; Streptophyta; Magnoliopsida; Solanales; Solanaceae
Product: ethylene-responsive transcription factor ERF113-like
Exons: 2
Coding region: 651-1472 (273 amino acids)
Biological process (GO): regulation of DNA-templated transcription; ethylene-activated signaling pathway
Molecular function (GO): DNA-binding transcription factor activity; DNA binding
Source: RefSeq, a predicted model, not a curated record